GUGUGUGUGUGUGUGUGUGUGUGUGUGUGUGUGUUGGACUAAACCCGUCCUCCGUCCGGCGGCGGCGCUGAUUCACUAAAAGCCGGCUCUAAAACGCAAGAAGAAGAAUCAGUGUUUGCCAUCUUGCGUUAGGUUCAGUCCGUCGCUCAGCAUCACGUUUUAUAUUUAAAAACAGGAGAUAUAACCCGAAAGAUUGUACCUCGACAGUCGCAGCUUUAGUGUUGAUUAUAAAUAAACGAGUCUGGACCAAAACGCGGAGAGUACUGCUGUGAUCCUGAGCGCGAUGAAGACCCGCUUCCAGACAGGCCAGAACAUCUCCAGCUUCAUCAUCUGAAGUCUUCAUCACCUUCCGCUGAGAAGAUGGACUUUAUUAAAGAGGAGAGUGAAGAAAUAAGGAUCCCCGAGCCUUGCCGAGUGAAAGAUGAGGAACCAGAGGAACCUGGAGGCCUGAUGCAAGUGAAAGAGGAGAGUGAGGAGGAGAGCGAAGAAGAAAGCGAGGACGAAAGCCAUCCUCUGGAGGAUCCUCAGCUCGUCCUCAAUGGACAGAGGAUCUUGAGCUGCUCAGAGUCCGGGAAGGGCUUGUCUCACAAGAGAGCUCAGCGAACAGCCGGCUUUUUCUUCACCUGCCUCGAAUGCAAACAGAGCUUCGAGUCCAAAGAGCACCUGAUGGACCACUUCAGGAUCCACUCCGGAGAAAGCUGCGCGGAGAUCGAAGCCAACCUGGCGCAGAAAGCGUCUCAGAGAACGGCUUGCAAGCUGCCCUUCACCUGCUUCCAGUGCCAGAAGAGCUUCGCGUGUAAAGAGCACCUGAUGGAUCACUACCGGAUUCACACCGUGGACAGACCGUUCCCGUGCGAUCAGUGCGACAAGAGCUUCAUUCACAAACAGAGCCUUAAGAAUCACCUCCGCGUCCACACCGGCCUGAGGCCUCACGUCUGCCAGCAGUGCGGGAAGAGCUACAUCCACAAAGACAAUCUGACCGACCACAUGCGGAUCCACACCGGAGAGAAGCCGUUCGGCUGCGAUCAGUGCGGGAAGAGCUUCACACACAAAGGAAGCCUCCUGCAUCACAUGAAGAUCCACACCGGACUCAAGCCCUUCACCUGCCGGCAGUGCGGGCGCAACUUCACUCAUAAAGGAAACCUGAAGAUCCACAUCCGCAUUCACUCCGGAGAAAGACCCUUCACCUGCCCUCAGUGCGGGAAGAGCUUCAUUUACCACGGGAACCUGGUGGGCCACAUGAAGAAGCACUCGGGGGAGAAGAUGUACCACUGCACUCAGUGCGGCAAGAGCUUCAUCGAGGCUCGCCAUCUGCAGAAGCACGUGAAAACGCACGCCACCGAGCGGCCCUUCGUCUGCUCGCAGAGCGGCAGAGGCUUCCUGUGGCACCACAACUUCAAAGAGCACCAGAAGAUCCACACCGGAGAGAAGCCGCACGUGUGCUUCGACUGCGGGAAGGCCUUCACCAGACUCAUCUACCUCAAGCGGCACCAGAGGAUUCACACGGGAGAGAAGCCGUACAAGUGCGCUCGCUGUGUGUGCUUCACCGUCUCCGACUCGCUCAAAGCACACGAGCGAGUGCACACCGGGGAGAAACCCUACGAGUGUCCUCUCUGCGGGAAGUGCUUCGGCCGGCUGAGUACGCUGCUGACCCAUAAGAAGAAGCACUGUCCCAAACUGACCAAGUGAAUGUCUCUCUCCGUGCGUUGUAUCUGCAUUAAUAUCCUAUGAGGAGGAGGAGUUAAAAAUCAGAUUUGCAUCGGCGUCUUGGUAAUGGAUGUGAAUGGGUGCCGUCAGAAGGUCCAAACAGUCCAUCAGUUAACAUCUAGAGUAGACAAAAGAUGAAACUAAUCCAACAUUAAGAUGUUUUUAAAGUGUCCAGAUUAUGGGUUUUUUCAUGCAGUGUGUAACGCAGCUCUAAGUGAAUGAAAACAAAAUCCAAGUGGUUUGGUGUUAACGUAAGUCACAGCAGUCGCUGAGAGAAUCGUUCUUUGGAUCGUUGAGCAAAUAUGAUCAAAAUAAAUGCGCAUCCCAAAACAAUUUUUACUUUGAAUGCAGUCAGGCUGUUGUUGGAGACAUACUCCAUAAUAACUCUUCUUCCAGUAAAAAAAAAAAAGUAGCCUCUCUUACAACAAAACGACUUGCUUGGAUUACUUUCAGCUUCUGUCUUCUCCAGAUGUUAACGGAUAGACUGGAGUGCUAUUGGGUUUAGGGUCUGACGGCACCCAUUCACAUCCAUUGCAGAGGCUCAUCGUUUCAGCACAUUCUCAUUGUUGGAUGAACGGCUCCUUCAGCGGUUUCAUUUACUUGAUCCUGUUCGUUGUAAAGUGAUGCAUGGAACAAAACACCUGUAUUGGAAGCUUUUAUAGUGAGCUUCCAGAACUGGGACCUUUCUUACAAACCUUUCUUCUGUUGAACACAAACGGAGAUGUGUAGCGGAGUGUUUCUUAUUAACGACCUGGAGCCACAGAAACGCUGUAAAGCUGCUCCAGUGUUAAGAACAGAGACGUGGGUCAUUAUUGCUCUGCUGUAACUCUAGGAUCUCUUUAAACGUCUAUCAGAGCGUGGCGUGUUCAGGGACGGAGGAUGUCUUUAAUAAUGAAACAGCUGGUGUUUUUUAAAGAAUCAAUGAUUUCUAUUCUACACUGAAAUAAGGUUAUUUCAGGCACACUGGUUUUCAUGCGCAUAAAUCACUCAAGCCUUGUGUUUAUGAUUGAUUAGAGUACAUUAAAUACAUAAUUUAGUUGUCUCAUAACCAAGGCCACAAAUGCUUAGAGAGCAAACUGUACAGGAUGAAUUUAACAAAUAAAAAAGGAGCAAAAUGUG
Puntigrus tetrazona (Sumatra barb) is the source of this 2826-nucleotide messenger RNA. RefSeq lists its product as uncharacterized. Gene Ontology annotation, biological process: regulation of transcription by RNA polymerase II. NCBI's taxonomy places the organism in Eukaryota, Metazoa, Chordata, Actinopteri, Cypriniformes, Cyprinidae. The record is from RefSeq and is a predicted model, not a curated record. Gene Ontology annotation, molecular function: DNA-binding transcription factor activity, RNA polymerase II-specific; RNA polymerase II cis-regulatory region sequence-specific DNA binding. Gene Ontology annotation, cellular component: transcription regulator complex; PcG protein complex.